AAAUUAAGAUCAAACCCCCCAUCAUGAAAUAGUGAAUCACAUAGUAAACAUCCAAUGAAAGAUCUGUCUUUCUUUCUCCUCAAAAACUCUCUAGGAUCCAAGAUGAAGAAGGGAAUCAGAACUAAUUUUUGCACCGAUGAAGGCGCAACCUCCACUCUCAACCAACAGCACAAUAACAAGGCUGACCAUGAAGAUUUCUCCAACAUGGUCAGCCCAUCAUUUGUGACGGCUAAUGCUAGGUCAUCAGGACAAAGUCCAACAUUGGAAGAGAUGUUAAUGCAGUUGGAAUUAGAAGAAGAGAUUGCCAGAAAAUCGAAACUGAACGAGUGUAAUGUGGGAAUAUUGCGCGGUAGGAUGUCAUGUGUGAACAACUCUGACAUCUUGAGGUCUGCUAGGAAUGCAUUGAAUCAGUACCCUCGUUUUUCUCUUGAUGGAAAAGAUGCAAUGUAUCGGUCUUCGUUCAAGAAACUGAAUGGUAUCGAAAAGCCGGGAAGAAGAUCAUCAUCAAACUGCUGUGAUUUCAAUUCUUCCAAGUGGUCUUUGCCUACAACUUUAGCAGGAGAAAGAGUUGUGUGGUGCAAACCUGGAGUGGUGGCUAAGUUGAUGGGUCUAGAGGCCAUGCCAGUGCCAAUAUUAAUGAGUGGCAAAGAUGGUAACAAAGAUAAGUUGAAGUCUAUUAUAAAGAGGCAAAAUCUCAGGAGGAGGAGUAGUGUGGAGAGGCAUGAAGACAUGGAGAUAAGAAGAAUGGCUAUGGAUAUGAAAGGCAGUGAUGGAAUUAGGAGAUCAGGGAGGGUAGGUUCUUGUUCAAGUAGUGGAUACUGUGUGGUGAAGCCGAUUCCAGUGGAGCCAUUGCCAAGAAGAACAGUUGCAGGUGCAGCAGCAGCAUGGCCAACCAGGCACUUUGUUUAAUUAAGUUCUCAGUACUUUUCAUCGGAAUCUCAGAUUUGGAGCUAAUUAACAUUGUUGAUCAUGGGUGCCAAGAGUUGUUGACAACCAGAUCAUUGUCCCAGAGUGUAGCUUUAAGCGUUCAAGUAUUUAGAUAUGCAACAUCAUCACAUUGAAACAAUCACUUUUUUAGUUUGUAGUUUUGUACACGUUUUAAUAGCAUUUUUUUUCUUAGGACAAUCUCUCUUUAUAUAUUAGGUGUAUUCUUGUACCAAGAUUGUAAGGAUAAUGUUAAAAAUAUUAUCAAUUUUAUUUAAAGAAGUUUACAUAUGAUAA
Molecule: messenger RNA, 1221 nt
Organism: Quercus robur (English oak)
Lineage: Eukaryota; Viridiplantae; Streptophyta; Magnoliopsida; Fagales; Fagaceae
Exons: 1
Coding region: 55-909 (284 amino acids)
Source: RefSeq, a predicted model, not a curated record